CUAAGAUAGUCUUUCCAGUGAAGUCAAGUUAAGAGCAAACCGUUGUGGAGCAUUUCUAAUUGAGGAGGAGCUCAGCGGCAGCACACUGCAGAGCGGGAGACCGGCUGGAGAAGAACUAGUCGUGCGUCCUCUGGAUGUGUCCUGCUUUACCCGGUCCCAGACCCAUGCAGGAAGUGGGGCAGUGUCACCAAAAUCAGGAAACCGAGGGUUGCUAUUAAUGCAGCGGAGCAAAGUGCUGCAGUACAGCUGGUUUAAAGCUACUCUAGUCUCCGCGAAGAGGACAGGAGCUCUAGUGAUCUUCAGAAACCAAAAGGACAUAUUUGGGCAAAUGAUGCCUUUUGUGGGGUGAUUUUGUGCACUUUUGAGCCUUCGCGACCAUGGAGGAACCCCACACGAGUGUUAGAUCAGCUAAAUCCAAAACACCUUCAGCACAUGAGCUGUUAAUUCUGCACGCAGUCGAGGCCCAGGAAUGGGCGACAUACUUGGAGCAGAUCUUGAAAACCUCCAGAAAAUUCCGGAAGAGGUCCAUUUUGCUGUGUGCGGUUGAUGCGGUCGAUCAGCUCCACGGAUAUGACUUUGAAUGUUUCCAGAGCUGCGAGUGCGUCGUGCUGCUCCUCACCGGAGCAAUCCUGGACAUGCUCUGUGACCCUGAACUGCAGGGGCCGCUCCAGGGACUCCUUUACCCUCCGCACAGAGUGGUAGCGCUGCUGUGCGGCGUGCAAGAGGACGACGUACAGACAGGGUACUUCGAGGACUGGCCGAGCUGGAGGAAACUCUACGCUGACGACGAGCCGGCUCUCUACGUUUCCACCAUUUUGGAGUCCAUCACUGAUAGCAGACGAGUAGAGCCCCAACAUAAGAGCGAAGCUGUAGCUGAGGCAGAGUUGCCCAUCACUGCAGCCUCUUCCACUGAAAGUCCUGCCACUGAUGAAACGGAGGAAGUGGUCUCAGAGGAGCAACAAGAAACUGUGCAGGACGAAGAACCAGCGAGCACGCCGAACUCCACAAGCCAGGAGCAUAGUACACCCACGCACCUCACCUGUCUCACCGUCCAGCCAAACAGAGUUCUGUGCGGGGAACGGGAGAAACUUUUUAUCGUUCUGACGCAUAAAGUAGAUGAUCGGUCGGUACCAGAGGUGGAGUUUUCAUCUGAAAAUAUAACUGGAAAAAGGGUCCCAGGCACCGUAGAGAAUGAAUACACUAUAAGUGUUACUGCACCUGAUAUGCCUGUUGGAGUGGUAUCACUCACCAUGUACACUGACCAAUGCUGCGUCAGCUUGAGGCCCGUUACCUAUUAUACUGUUAUGGGGGAAGUCGGUCGGUACCUUGAAGAGGCUGCUGAUCCUGUUAACUUCAUCUGCCAGGCCUUCAACUUGACAUCAAAUGCAACUGAAUCACUGGACAAAAUGCUAACUGACUCCUUGAAAUCCAUGAUGCCUGCAACUGGUCUUCAGCUGUUUGGAAUCAGACAGAUUGAAGAAGACAAUAUGGCGGCAUAUCAGCGUAAUGAGGAGCUGCCCACGCUGCUCCACUUCGCUGCUAAGUACGGCCUGAAGAAGCUGACCACCAUUCUCCUUCAGUGUCCCGGGGCUCUGCAGGCUUACAGCGUGAUGAACAAGUCUGGAGACUACCCAAACACGCUGGCAGAGAAGAGCGGCUUCUCUGAUCUCAGACAGUUUAUGGAUGAAUUUGUCGAGACGGCAGACAUGCUGAAGUCUCACAUCGAGGACUCCAUCCACCCAGAGGAAGGUGCAGAGGUGUAUGAGAUGAUGUCAACUAACUCUCAAGAUAUCAUGAUGAAGUACUCGGGUUGCUCAGAGGACAUAUAUGAGUCCAUGCUGGGGAUUGACCCUGAAUGUGCAGAGGACCUAUAUGAGUCAAUGACUGCAGUAGACGAGAACCCAGAGGAAGCAAUGCUGAGGAAGUUCUUCCAAGCAAAACAACAUGCCAAUGUAAACCAGGACAACAAAGACCUCCUUAAAAGUGAGGAAGAGGAAAAGGGAAAUCAUAAUGACUUUGAUGAAAUUGAAGAAGAGGAGGAUCCAUACGACAUCUGCCCGGAGGAUAUAUAUGAUACUGUGGAUGCAAACGGCACCUUUAACCCAGAAAUCCUGAACCGCCCACCAGCCCCCAUCCCGAGGCCUGAUUCCAUGUCUGAUCUUGAAAAGUCUCAGACCUACAUCGCCAGAGUAUUUUCAGAUAAAGCUGCGUCCCAGAGUCAAACAAUGGAAACGGGAUAUCCUGCAGUUCAGCCUGUGGAGGCCCCUCCCUCUCCUGUUUAUGACCCCUACGCUGGGAUGAAGACACCUGGACAGAGACAGCUCAUAUCUCUGCAGGAGAGGGUGAAGGUGGGGGAAAUUACCGUGGAUGAGGCCGUCCAAGAGUUCAAGGCCUGGCAGUUUGACCAUGAGCGGAGAUCCAGCUCCAUACGCUAUCAGCAGGAAAAUCUGAAGAAAUUACGAGACAGCAUCACCAGACGCCACAAAGAGAGAGAGAAGACAGGAAAGGAGCUUGAUUAUGAGAUAAGUGCUCCGCUGCAGAGGAACUUAUACUGGGGCCCCAGUGUGACGUUAGAGUGUUCUGUGUACGAGACGGCACCCAGAACGUUGGCUCUUCCUCCUCCUCCUCCUCCUCCGGCGACUCAGAGUAUCCAGCGAGGCAGCUGGAAGACAGGUAGCACCUCCAGCACCUCCAGUACUGAGAGCAACAGACUCAGCACUCACAGCACCUUUAGCUACAGCAGCGGGACAGAGCCUGACUUUGAGGACACAUUAGAAAAUGCCCCUCCGCCACGUCCUCCGCGGCCGUCUGAUGCAGCACCCCUCACUUCUCCACCCAGGAUUCCCCCACGGCUCCCCGAAAGGGUGCCAGAGAAGAUGCUGCAUGAGCGCUACAUAUCUUGCCCGACUCGAGCACUUCCUCAAAGACCCACUCAGAGACACACAAACUCAGCCCCUCCCGUACCUCGACGCCUGCGCUGAUCGUCCCAUGUCUACUUCUGCUGGGUUUAGUUUCUAAAGUAUUUUAAGAGGGAUGUAGGAGUCAGACGGACAGUGUUCCUCUGCUAGUUAUGAGUAAACGCAUAGACAGUUGUUUUUUUUGGUAUUUUUUCUGCUUUUAUAAAUUUUUAUGCAUCAGUGUAAUUACGUUUCCAUAAUCUUUCAAUAUGUGUAUAUGUGUUUGUGGGUGAGUGAGUCUGUUAUAUUCAGUGUUGUGGUAUGUUCUUUUUUUUUUUUUUUUACCUCUAAUAACCCUGGAACAUUUAAAGAUUUAACUGUUGCAACUGUAAAGUAAACAUUUUCUUAUAGACCUUAGCUUUAAGGUGUUGAGUUAAAGGGGAAAUAAUUGGGUUUAACUAAAAUUUUAAUUAUUAUAUUUAAACAUAGUUGGUAGUGGUUCUUCCGUUAACUGAGCCAAUGACGUAAAGUUCAGCAGAGAAAAAUAAUAUUCCUUUCUAUAAUUAAGCUAGUACUUAAUUGCAAGUUGCUUUGACAUUAUAUUGCACUUAUUUUACCUCAAAUGAUGUCACCGUUAUGCUUCUUUAAGAACUUAAAGUUUAGUUGUGUUAUUUGUAUAUCUUUCUUAACUUGGAGAAAUCGUACCUUGAUGAUAAGGUAACCUUUAGGAAGUCUGUUUUGUUGUACAUCAGACUUAUUCUAACUUCUGAAUUUCCAUCCAUCCAUCUUCCGUAACCGCUUAUCCAGUUAAGGGUCGCGGGGGUGCUGGAGCCGAUCCCAGCUGUCAAUGGGCGAAGGAACUUCUGAAUUUCAUAAUAAAAAAUUGAAAAUAUGUUCUUUUUAUACAUUUGAACAUGUUCUUCUUUUAAUUAGUUCCUAUCCAACCAGUAUUUAUUUUUUCUUGUGCAGUAUGAGGUUUGGUCACUUGAUGGCGCUCCAUAUUCUCUGUGUGCAUUCCACUGACAUUUAACAUGUAUGUAAACACUUUUAUUCCAAGUAGAUUUGUAAGCAUGCAGCAAUUUAAUGAAAUUACAAAUUACUUCACUGCUAUAAAUAUAAAUUAAUCCUCCUGGCUCUGUCCCCUCAAUAGCUCUGGGAGGAGAAACAUUUAUAUAAAGUUUGAGAGAGUGUAGCUAGCAGGGAC
Molecule: messenger RNA, 4101 nt
Organism: Anoplopoma fimbria (sablefish)
Lineage: Eukaryota; Metazoa; Chordata; Actinopteri; Perciformes; Anoplopomatidae
Gene: pik3ap1
Product: phosphoinositide-3-kinase adaptor protein 1
Exons: 19
Coding region: 378-2981 (867 amino acids)
Cellular component (GO): cytosol
Molecular function (GO): phosphatidylinositol 3-kinase regulatory subunit binding; signaling receptor binding
Source: RefSeq, a predicted model, not a curated record